This is a messenger RNA of Plodia interpunctella (Indianmeal moth), 2079 nucleotides long. Its product is annotated as gastrula zinc finger protein XlCGF8.2DB-like. The transcript has 4 exons. The coding region runs from base 433 to 1539 and encodes 368 amino acids. The record is from RefSeq and is a predicted model, not a curated record. Lineage: Eukaryota; Metazoa; Arthropoda; Insecta; Lepidoptera; Pyralidae.
ACUCAUGUACCUACUCUACGUACGCUAGCUAGCUAGACUUGGUCGGUGAAGGAAAAGGAAGUUUGUUUUUCACAACCUGCACCAUUUUUAGACUAAACUUAUUGAUUUUGUGAUUUGUUUGUUUCUUAUAUUACUUUAUACGAAAGUACUUUUAUAUUAUUGGUUUAAUGGCAAAAAUGAACACGAACAGCAGCUUUAGAACAUGUUACUGAGGUACCUAUGUAAUGUAGUUCAAAUGAAAGGAUUGAACAAUCUGAAUCUACUAUGGGCGGACUAACCAGUGUUUUGAUGUUAUUUGAUUCUCGCACAACUUUAAAUUAAGUAUUACCAAUUCAACAAUUUCGCAUCAAAUGAUAAUUUCUGUCACAACUCUGUGGCAUUAUCGUUACUGUAAAAGUAAAACUUUAGAACGUUGAUGAUAGACUUGAAGAAAUGGAUGACCACGAUCCAUUGGGAGAAGAACAUUCAGUUUCCGAUGAUCAGAACUUUUGUGUGGCCGUUACAGAGAUUAAGCAAGAACCGAUUGAUGAAGGUGAUAUAAGUAGUUGCUGCGAAACAAUUCUGGUGGAAGCAGUGAACGAUGGACUGGACACAGGCAUAGGCAAUGUGAACGAUACAUUGUUUGAAGGCAGAAAAACGCGAGCAAAAGGUCGCGCUCGCCCUAUGAAGUCUGUAACAACGAACAGAAAGUCGAAAAACAUAGCAACAACACUGGACGCCGAGAAAAAGCAUGAAUGUAACAUUUGCCAACGAAAUUUUAAGUACAAAAGUCUGCUAAUAAUACAUUUCCGCACGCACACCGGCGAGAAACCCUACGAUUGCAGUGUCUGUCACAAAAAGUUUGUCCAAAAAGUGCAUUUGAGAAAUCAUCUAGUGACGCACGGCGUCAAACUCGAUGAGAAACCUCUGACGUUCGAAUGCCACAUUUGUCAAAAGAAUUUCAAACGGAAACAUCACUUGAAAGAACACGUGCGAAUACAUUCAGACGAGAAACCUUUCAAAUGUGAACUCUGUUCGUACACAGUAAUACGUAAACACGAUUUCUCAAACCAUAUGCGGACGCAUACUGGCGAGAAACCACAUGAAUGUAGCAUUUGCAAGCGUCGGUUUAACUUUAGGGGCACUUUACGGGAGCAUUUGAGGACUCACACCGGUGAGAAACCUUAUGGGUGUGACGUGUGUCCGCGUCGUUUUAGCCAUUUGCACGUCCUGAAGAGUCAUAAAAGGACGCACACUGACGAGAAACCUUUCGAAUGUGAUGUUUGUUUUCAGCGUUUUAAUCAGAAAUCUCACUUGAAAUCUCAUAUGAGUAUUCAUACCGGUGAGAAACCUCACGAGUGUGGGUUUUGUUUGAGGCGUUUUUGCCGCAGGCGGGCGUUGGACGAGCAUAUAAGAACUCACACCGGUGAGAAACCGUUUGAAUGUGAAGUUUGUCUUCAUCGGUUCGCUCAAAAGAGCAAUCUACACAAACACGUGAGAAAACACCAACAUUUCAAGGCUGCGACCGGAGAUUUUAAUAAUGGCCACGAGCCAGAGUAAUGUGCACAUUCACAUUUUACGUUCAAAUUAUUAUAAGAUAUACAUCACUUAUUGACGUCGAAAUUUUACGUAUAAUUAAGUCUACCGCUGACUUUCAAAGCUUGAUUAUUUCCGGAUAAACCUAGAUUUAGCCGUUAUCAUUUCGGCGUAAAAUUUACAUCUGUUUUCGAAAAGAACUCUGAGGCACCCUGUCGGCGAACUCGCCAAAGUUCGGCGAACUCCCGCUAUAAUUAAUGGCCGGCACAAAAUUGAAAACUAAAACUCUUGGGAGUUUUUUCGAAAACAGAUUUCACACAGAUGUUUAUCUAUUGGAAGAAGUAUUUGGUUAGUUGAAAUUUAAAUCUACAUAUAGAUUUUUGCUAGCAAAGAACAAUUCGAAUAUAAUAGUGCAUAUUGCAAUGCAAGGCUUGCCUGAUCGCUGUACAUACAUAGAUAUUUUUUUUAUAUAUGUAGAGGCUUUUCUUUAAGGUGGAUUGCCGAAUAUAACAGUAUUUUAGUUUCAAGUAAUUAUUGUGAAUAGAAUAAAUUAUUUAAAAUUGG